AUGGCUAUCUCGGCCGCACGAGACGUCCCGACCGCGGCGACGAAUACCACGCCGCCGAAGACAUCGAUAGAUACAUCGACGAGCAGCUCGCUGAACCAGAAAGACGCGGAUAACAUUGACAGCACGGCGGAAUUCGCAGGAGAAUUAGAUACGAAUGAUAAGAUCCCGUCGCAGGCGGUGCUGAAGAAGAUAGAGGGGUUGGUGGUGCUGGAUAAAGAUGGGAAGACGGUGCCGUUUAAGGAUAUAUACAAUGGACCUAAUGUCGCGCGACGGGUGCUGGUGAUUUUCAUACGGCAUUUCUUUUGUGGUAACUGUCAAGAAUUCGUCCGCACCCUCACAUCCUCCAUCACCCCCGACUCUCUCCUCACCCUCCCCACACCCACCUUCAUCGCCAUCAUCGGCUGCGGCUCCCCCAGUCUGAUCCCCAUGUGGUACGAGAAAACCGGCUGUCCAUUCCCGUGCUACGCGGAUCCAACCAAAAAACUCUACGACGAACUCGGCAUGCUGAAGACGCUGAAUCUGGGCAGUCGACCGGAGUAUCAGCGGCAGGGCCUGGUCACGUUGAUGACGGGCGCGUUCGUGCAGAGUUUAAAGGCUAUUAAGAGCGGACGGGUUUUCCAGGGCGGUGGGUAUCAGCAGGUUGGCGGCGAGUUUCUUUUUGAGCCGCUCGAGGGGGGAACGCCGAUGUUGAGUCCGGAGGAGGUGGUGGGCGAGAGCGAGCGCAGCGAGCAAGAGCUUAGUGAGUCGGUGUCCCGCGACCAUGAACGCACUGAAUUCAGCGCCGGGCUCAAGGCUCUGCGUAAUGGUGAUGUGGGACGCGGACCGUAUGCGGAGGAGAAACGGAUUACAUGGUGUCACCGUAUGCGCACGACGCGCGACCAUGCUGAGAUUCCGGAGAUCAGGGAGGUGCUUGGGUUGGAUGGGGAGGGGACGCCUGGACGGGAUCGCAAGAGGUGGGAGGGUGCUGUGAGGACGAGGAAGGGGACGGGGUUGAGUGGGAGUGGGAGUCGGGAGAGGGGGGCGUAG
Messenger RNA from Glarea lozoyensis ATCC 20868, 1026 nucleotides. RefSeq lists its product as uncharacterized. The record is from RefSeq and is a predicted model, not a curated record. Lineage: Eukaryota; Fungi; Ascomycota; Leotiomycetes; Helotiales; Helotiaceae. The transcript has 2 exons. Bases 1 to 1026 code for a protein of 341 amino acids.